CGUUCCCCAAACUGAAAGUGAAAGGAGGAAAACUGGAGCCGUUUAGCUGCUAAAUCGCUGACGCAUCGCUGAAGACGGUAGAACGCAGAUCAAAUCCACUCCUAACGACGUGUUUUCGCUCCUGCGCUGCUGAAACUGGCCUACAGCUCGACCGAAGAUGCUGAAUUCAUCGACCCAGUGUGAGAUGACAAGUGGGGGGUUCUGCUUUGAUAACGCUCGCAGAAAUGCGGUGUUGGAGGCAGAGUUAUCGGAGAAGGGCUACAAGGCACCCAAGGCCCGGAAAACUGGCACCACUAUCGCUGGGAUGGUGUUCAAGGAUGGCGUGAUACUCGGGGCCGACACACGGGCUACAGACGACAUGGUUGUGGCCGAUAAAAACUGCAUGAAGAUCCACUAUAUUGCACCCAACAUAUACUGCUGUGGAGCCGGUGUUGCUGCAGAUGCUGAGAUCCUCACCCAGAUGAUGUCUUCAAACAUAGAGCUGCAUUCUCUCAGCACUGGACGCCCUCCUCUCGUCGUUACUGUGACCCGGCAAAUCAAGCAGAAGCUUUUCAGGUAUCAGGGGCACAUUGGCUCGUCUCUGAUCGUGGGCGGUGUGGAUGUUGACGGCCCCCAGCUCUACAGUAUCUUCCCUCAUGGCUCCUAUGACAAACUGCCCUUCCUCACCAUGGGCUCUGGAGCAGCUGCAGCUGUUUCUGUAUUUGAGGACCGAUUUAAGGCAAAGAUGGAGCUGGAGGAGGCUAAGCAGCUGGUGCGUGAUGCCAUCACUGCGGGGAUCUUCUGUGAUCUGGGCUCCGGCAGUAACGUGGACCUGUGCGUGAUCACGGAGAAAGGAGUGGAUUAUCUCCGCGGCUACGACCGGCCUUCUCAGAAGGGCCAGCGGGAGGGCAGUUACAGGUACAAGCUUGGCACAACACCAGUCCUGACCAAAACGGUCACUCCACUAACCCUGGACGUCGUAGAGGAAUCCAUUAAGACCAUGGACACCCAAUGAAACUCCACCAAAUCAGCUCAUUUUAAACUUCUUUUUUUUUCUAAAUAACUGGAUGAGGAAUUACAGCAACACAUUAAAGCUUUGAUGUGAGAACA
Pygocentrus nattereri (red-bellied piranha) is the source of this 1089-nucleotide messenger RNA. RefSeq names its product proteasome 20S subunit beta 10 (gene psmb10). Gene Ontology annotation, cellular component: proteasome core complex. The record is from RefSeq and is a predicted model, not a curated record. The transcript is spliced from 8 exons. The coding region runs from base 158 to 994 and encodes 278 amino acids. Lineage: Eukaryota; Metazoa; Chordata; Actinopteri; Characiformes; Serrasalmidae.